AUGGGUAUUUCUCGUGACAGCAGACACAAGCGCUCCGCCUCUGGCGCCAAGCGUGCAUAUUACCGGAAGAAGCGCGCUUUCGAAGCCGGCCGACAAGAAUCCAACACCCGUAUCGGAGCCAAGAGAAUCCACCUCGUCCGUACCCGUGGUGGCAACCGAAAGUUCCGUGCUCUCCGUCUCGAAUCCGGCAACUUCUCGUGGGCUUCUGAGGGCAUUGCCCGCAAAGUCCGUGUGAUUGUCGUCGCUUUCCAUCCUUCCAACAACGAACUCGUCCGAACAAACACCCUCACCAAGUCUGCCGUCGUCCACGUCGAUGCUGCCCCUUUCCGACAAUGGUAUGAGGCCCACUACGGAACCAACCUCGGCCGAAGACGCCAACAGAAGGCUGCCGCCGACGAGCCUGAGAAGAAGAGCAAGGGGGUACAGAAGAAGCAGGCUGAUCGAUUGGCUGCGAAGGGAAAGGUUGAGGCAGCUUUGGAGAAGCAGUUCGAGGCCGGUCGUCUUUUGGCUGUCGUUUCGUCUAGACCUGGACAAAGUGGCCGUGUCGAUGGAUACAUCCUGGAGGGCGAGGAGUUGGCUUUCUACCAAAGACAAUUGCGCAAGUAG
Molecule: messenger RNA, 606 nt
Organism: Hyaloscypha bicolor E
Lineage: Eukaryota; Fungi; Ascomycota; Leotiomycetes; Helotiales; Hyaloscyphaceae
Product: putative 40S ribosomal protein S8-B
Exons: 2
Coding region: 1-606 (201 amino acids)
Biological process (GO): translation; maturation of SSU-rRNA from tricistronic rRNA transcript (SSU-rRNA, 5.8S rRNA, LSU-rRNA)
Cellular component (GO): cytosolic small ribosomal subunit; ribosome
Molecular function (GO): structural constituent of ribosome
Source: RefSeq, a predicted model, not a curated record